GAGCCACUGUCUGUGUCGAUGAUUGUUUUAUUCUGCUUAAAGGAUUGAUCGAUGUUUUCUUAAGAGCUAAGAUUAUGAAACACUUCUAUGUAUUUUGUUUGAAUGUAUUUAGUAAGCACGUCAAUAGCUUUUUUGUUUGUUUAAAGGAGAUAUUCUUGUUAGUUUAUAUUUGUCUAAAUUAAAGCUGUACUGCUCCCCGAAGUGUGCAUGGGGGGUGGGGGGGGAUUAAAGGACAUGUCUGAAAAGAAGGACUGGAUGACAUCCGUUGACUUAGAGUUGUUUGAUGGUAGUUAUCAGUGGAAUGUACAACAGACUGCUUGCUGACAAUGACUAGGAAAGCAGUUCGCAACUAAUCGUCAGACAACACUGGGUAAAAAAGGACAAUCUCUUGAAAGACAGUUCAUCAGUUCGUCUGCAGACAUUGGCUUGAGGACAGUUCAUCAGUCUGUCUGCAGACAGUUGCUUAUCUUAACUUAUAACUUAUAAGUUAACUUUAAAGAAGUAAACACAGAAAAUUAUAUCGCGAUUUAAACCCCACCCAAACCCCACCCAAACCCCACCCAAACCCCUCCCCCCCCCACUGUAUAUCUAACUCAUGUCAUUAUCAAUUUGCAGACAUUGGAUUGAGGACAGUUCAUCAGUCUGUCUGCAGAGAGUUGCUUAUCUUAACUUAUAACUUAUUAGUUAACUUUAAAGAAGUAAACACAGAAAAUUAUAUCGCGAUUUAAACCCCACCCAAACCCCACCCAAACCCCACCCAAACCCCUCCCCCCCCCACUGUAUAUCUAACUCAUGUCAUUAUCAAUGUAUCAGUAGUCUUAGGUGGUCAAAGCGUUGUGGACAAGACUACAGUCGUGGAAGGCCAGACGUUCACCAUUACAUGCGAUUACCUCCAUGUCAACGGAAUCGUUCCCAACUGCAGCGUUGCUUUCUUAGAGGUGUUUAAAAAUUUUAGUAAUGGAAUCCCACAAAUAAUCAUUACACUGGAUAAUGGGAAAUAUAAUAAUGUAAGACCAUAUUGUAACUUAAUUCUUGCGAUCAGUCUAAUUACUACUAGUCAUUGUUCUCUUGCAGCGACCCAGUAAAUAGAUCAUGAGAAGAAAUAUGUGAACAACGAAACAAAUCGUGGUUUAAAUAGCAGCCAUAUUUUAUAAAGUGCCAACACAUCACCCUCCUAACAAAGCUUCACACAGACUUGACAGUGUAAGUGUAAGAGAUAGCACACCCAACAAAACCUCACGCACAUAUUUCACCGCGCAAAGAACUACACUCACUUCACUAUGCAAUACAUUACACACAUUUAGCUAUGCAAUACAUUACACACCUUUAAUUAUGCAAUACAUUACACACAUUUAACUAUGCAAUACAUUACACACAUUUUACUAUGCAAUGCAUUACAUACCUUUAACUAUGCAAUACACUACACACCUUUAACUAUGCAAUACAUUACACACCUUUAACUAUGCAAUACAUUACACACAUUUAACUGUGCAAUACAUUGCACGCAUUUAACUGUGCAAUGCAUUGCACGCAUUUAACUGUGCAAUGCAUUGCACGCAUUUAACUGUGCAAUGCAUUGCACGCAUUUAACUGUGCAAUGCAUUGCACACAUUUAACUGUGCAAUGCAUUGCACGCAUUUAACUGUGCAAUGCAUUGCACGCAUUUAGCUGUGCAAUACAUUGCACGCAUUUAACUAUGCAAUACAUUACACACAAUUCACUGUGGCAUACAUCAAACACAUUUCACUGUGCAAUAAAUAACAAAAAUUUCACUGAUCAAAGUAUUAAAAACAUUUUACUGUGCAAUACGCUACGCACAUUGCGAUGUGCAAUACAUCACUUACAUUUCACUGUGCAAUUAAUCGCACACAUUUCCCUGUGCAGUUAAUCACACGUAUUUCACUGCGCAAUAAAUCACAGACAUUUAACUGUGUAAUACAUCACAAAUAUUUCACAGUGUAAUACAUCACACAUGUAACAAAACAUCAAUGUACCAGGUAAUAUUUCUAUAUUUUUCAGAUGAACAUUCCCAGUCAUUGGACGAAAGAUUGCACAAACCCAAAGAAUUCUUACGAUGUCACCCAGUUUCGUUGCAAACUAAUCGUGAACGAUGCACGGAUCUCGGACAGUGGUCAUUAUGGAUGUAGCAUUGCUCUUUUUUGCACUGAUGGUCAAUCUACUAGAUUUGAGGGCCACUCCGAUGUUGUUGUCGCGAAAGGUAAAGUAAGAAAAGACCAUCUUUUUUAAAGUCCGUUUUUUUAGAUUUGAAUCUGAUUGAAUCUGAUUGAAUUUGAUUGGAUCUGAUUGAAUCUUAUUGAAUCUGAUUGAAUCCGAUUGAAUCUGAUUGAAUUUGAUUGAAUUUGAUUGAAUUUGAUUGAAUUUGAUUGAAUUUUAUUGAAUUUGAUUGAAUUUGAUUGAAUUUGAUUGAAUUUGAUUGAAUUUGAUUGAAUUUGAUUGAAUUUUGUGUACGUGACGUGUUUAGGCCUCUUUGUUCUGGGACGAAGUCUAGCAUGGGGAAAUGCUAAUAAAACAGAUGAGGACCUUCCAAAUGCUAGUUCAUCGGGACAUUUACCCUAAAAAAUUGAAGACUUGUAACUGUCGAAUGAGAUGUUACAAAAAAAAACUCCUCUUAAAGAAACACAAAAUGCUGCCAAUCAAACUUGUAAUUAACGAAUAUUCGUACUGCAUUAGAAUGAGUUGGGAAUAUAUGUUGUCUUUUUUAGCACAAACGACUUGUGCUACUUAUAAGAAGGAUCCUGUAGUGCCAGAUACGACUUCAGAUUUCACAAAAGAACUUUGAAUGUUGCCUUACUUCUCUCUUUUGUUUGACUCUUAUUUUUACAAGGAGUUCGUUGUGUGCAUCCUCACAUUUCACCUCUGUACACCAACCAUGACGGUCAUAGGCGAUUCUCUUCCAUUCACUAUGAAAUAUUGACUUUAGAAUUAGAUGAUACGUUAUAAAUAAAUAGUGUAUGACUAUAUGCAAAAAUAAUUUUUAAUUUAAAGAGGAAUAAAAGUUAUUUGUUAAUUUCAGAAAACACUACAAAGUCAGAAGCGUCCAUCAACUUCGGCGAGGGGAUCACCACUGGAUUGUGUCUCAUGAUGAUAACUGCAGCUGAGCUAUAAUAUCACGUUUCAUUGUGUCUCAUGAAGAUGGCUGCAGCUGAGCUAUAAUGUCAAGUUGGAUUGUGUCUCAUGAAGAUGGCUGCAGCUGAGCUAUAAUGUCAAGUUGGAUUGUGUCUCAUGAGAUGGCUGCAGUUGAGCUAUAAUGGCACGUCCAUCUUCUUAGUGGCUGAACAAAUAUUAUUUCAUUUGGAAGCUUCUAAAUUCCACGUGAUUUAACAUCGUUGUUUCAUUCAAAUGGAAUCGUGAUUUUAUUGGCAAAUAACUCUUCACUGAUCUCAAUCUUCAUUUAAACAACAACUGUAACAUUAGUAACAAUAAAUAAAGAAUGC
Lymnaea stagnalis (great pond snail) is the source of this 3455-nucleotide messenger RNA. Lineage: Eukaryota; Metazoa; Mollusca; Gastropoda; Lymnaeidae. The record is from the annotation of a GenBank genome assembly.